UAGCUCUGCCGGCCGCCGAUGAUGACUUUUGUGUUUUCUGGUUGAACUUUGCCGUCGUGUCGCUUUUUCUCGGUGAUAUUGCUUGAAAGACGUUUCUUUUGGUCUAUAUUUUGUGAUCGGCGGACACAGAACGAAGCAAUCAUGGGCCUUCUGUACGGGCUGGGUCUGAGGAUCAUGAACUUCAUGGUAUUUUUCCUCAUUGUUAUAAUGCUGCCCGGCCUGCCGCCGCGCACCACCUUUCCCUUCAAAGAGUACAUUGUAACGCCGCCCAAGGAACUGAAGGGCGCUUUGGAGCCAAACUUUCACCUGGAAGGGGCCGAGCGACUGUUAGAAGGGCGUGUGUACGGCCCCGAGUGUCUAAUAGCCCGUAACAACGAGAUCUAUACCGGCAUCCAUGGCGGUGAGGUCAUCAAGCUAACCACCAACCAUGUCACGCAUGUCACCAAGAUCGGCCAGCCCUGUGAGGACAUUUAUGAGGAGUCGAGGUGCGGCCGUCCGCUGGGACUGGCCUUUGAUACGCAGGGCAACAACCUCAUCAUCGCCGACGCCUACUACGGCCUGUGGCAGGUCGACCUGGACACGCACAUGAAGACGUUGCUGGUGUCCCCGGCCCAGGAGCUCGCCGGCAAGGCCAUCAAUCGCCCCGCCAAGAUUUUCAACGGUGUGACGGUCAGCAAACAGGGAGACAUCUACUGGACGGACUCCUCGUCGGACUUUACCAUCGAAGACCUGGUCUUUGUCAGCUUUACUAACCCCUCGGGCCGUCUCUUUAAAUACGAUCGCUCGAAGAAUGUGAGCGAGGUGCUGUUGGACGAACUGGUCUUUGCCAACGGAGUGGUUAUCAGCCCCAACGAGGACUUCCUUGUGGUGGCCGAGACGGGCGCCUUGCGCCUGACCAAGUACCAUCUGAAGGGCCCUAAGGCCGGGCAGAGCGAGGUGUUUGUGGAUGGAUUGCCUGGACUGCCCGACAACCUAACGCCCGACGCCGAGGGCAUCUGGGUCCCGCUGGUCCUCAGCACUGAUAGCGAACAUCCCAACGGAUUCACACUCUUCACGCGCUUCCCCAGCGUUCGUUUGUUCCUGGCCCGUAUGUUGGCCCUGUUCGAGCUGCCCUUCCGCUACCUGAACAGCGUCUAUCCGAACAAGUUCUCGCAGCGCUUCGUUCACUUCGUGGGCCACAUGGAAAGCAUCAGUGUGCUGGCCCCCAAGCGCAUCACCGUAGUGCGCGUAGACUGGAACGGCAACAUUGUUGGAUCCCUUCACGGCUUCGAUAAGACCACUGCCUCUGUUUCGCAUGUAUUGGAGUUCCAGGACUUCCUCUUCCUGGGCUCGCCGGUCAAUCAAUAUGUGGCGCGCGUGAAGUCGCCAAAGUCAAAGCAGCCCACGCUUAAGGUGCGAAACGUUCGCGUUGAGGGCGAUGGCCUGGAGGCUUCUAUUGGUGCACCACCACCAAGGGCAACCACCACACCGAAGCCUAAGGCGGCAACCACCACAACGACGCCAAAGCCCAGCACCACACCAAAACCCACAACAACGACUACACAGAAGCCAACCACUACCACCACCACCACGACUAAGCCACCAACAACUAAGCCAACAACAACCAAGCCACCUACGACUAAGCCACCAACAACCAAGCCACCCACAACAACAACAACGACAACGACGACGCCCAAGCCGGCUACAACGACCACGAAGCGCACGGUGCCCGAAAAGCCAGCUCCCGUGGAGGAGCCCAUUCCUUCGGACACCAAGCCUCCGAAACAGGAGAAGCUCAAGGUCAUCAACAAGCAGGGCGUCAACGUGGAGCUCUAAAGCAGAAGAUUAGAUUUGGAUAUUCCCAAACGGGAGAUUCAGUUAUUCACUCCUAUCAAUUCUAUCCUUUUUUCCCUCCAGUAUCUCAACUAUAUUUUCGGGGGAUAUCCAUCAUAGUAACUGGUUUAACAUUCCCUAAAACUCAGUCAUUAGUCCAAAUACGUAGCUAAAUGUACUGACUAGCCGGGAAGCAUAGCAGCGCCUCGGAUGAUCCCCAUCCUCCAAAGGGCAGGCAGCGCUUUAUAUGCCUCUCGCAUAUAAUUUUGUUUCGCUUCAGCACUCGAUACAUUCCAUUUCCCUUAGUCCUGCCGGAAGCGUGCAUUCCCCAUGUAGUUAAGAUUAAAGAAGUAAACAAUGCCCUCAAAUUGUUGAACACGAGCAACUUUUCAUUUUUGUACUGAUAUUGUUCUUAUUUUCAUUUAAAAAAUAAAGGUAGUUUGUAAACAUAAA
Messenger RNA from Drosophila kikkawai, 2265 nucleotides. RefSeq names its product adipocyte plasma membrane-associated protein hemomucin (gene Hmu). Gene Ontology annotation, cellular component: endomembrane system. The record is from RefSeq and is a predicted model, not a curated record. Gene Ontology annotation, biological process: biosynthetic process. Gene Ontology annotation, molecular function: strictosidine synthase activity; hydrolase activity. NCBI's taxonomy places the organism in Eukaryota, Metazoa, Arthropoda, Insecta, Diptera, Drosophilidae.